AUGCCGGACUGGAACGACCCUCAACUGCUGGACGCGCAAUCUGUCGCAUUCCAGAGAAUGACACUCGUCUUCAUCGGAAUCUGCCUAUACGACUUCGCGAGCUCGAUACCGUUCGAUUGGAAACUUGUGGCGAGCACGGAAGUGCAACGAUCUCUCCUGGGAAGAAGCGUCAAAUGGGUAUACCUGAUAUGCAGAUACUGCAGCAUUGCUACCUGUGCCGAAUUUGCCGCCCUUGUGUGCGCUCGUGGGAAUAUUCAUUGCACAGCCUUGAUAAAGAUGAUCAAUUCUACCGCGAGGAUCGGCGUGAUCUGUGGCACCACACUAUUGUUCGUCAGGGUUUGUGCGAUUUGGGAAUGGAACAAGAAGAUCGUGGGGUUAUACAUCGCUGCAUGCCUUGCCAACCUUGCUCUGUCGGUCCGAUCUACCAUUGAUGUCCAAUCACACCUCGAAGACCGCCCAACCGGCCCUAUCUGCAGUAUAUCAGCAGCGGAAUUGGAUGCAUGGAGUACAUUUCUAUCGGUUGUAUCGGACAUCGUUCUUCUCUUGCUCUUGUUUGCAGGACUCUGGCGAUGGAGUGGUUUGCGCGGUGCACGCAUCUUUCAGCUCAUCCGCGAUCAGGGGCUUGUCUCACUGACUGUGGCGAUCGGCCUGCAGAUCCCGAUGGCUACCCUCCUCUUUCUCAAUUACAAUGAAUACAUGAAUAUGUAUUUCACCACUCUCAACUCCAUGUUGAUACCGAUGGUGACAACGUAUUGCUAUCGUUCGUUGAUUAGCUUCGCGAAGGAAAGCGUAAUGUAUACGGACGAAUUGAGUCAUCCGCAGACAUUGCAUCUGCCUAGAGUACCUCGUGGUUUUCGGAUGUCUGUCCAUACCUCCGAAGGAGAAAACAUAUAA
This is a messenger RNA of Peniophora sp. CBMAI 1063, 894 nucleotides long. NCBI's taxonomy places the organism in Eukaryota, Fungi, Basidiomycota, Agaricomycetes, Russulales, Peniophoraceae. The record is from the annotation of a GenBank genome assembly.